AUGGCUACUCCCGCCGCGUUACCGCCACUACCAUUUAACCCGGCGAGGGUGCGGUCGUAUCUUCUUCGUUUGCCUCUCUUUACACGGCUUGUGGUGCUGGCCAUUGUCGUCUUUUGGCUUCUUGAGUUCCAAACAGUAUGGAGUGUGGUGCAAUGGGGUUCGUUGGCGCCGGAUGAAAUUGGUCUCGGCAGCAUGUAUCGGCUCAACACCUAUCCAUUCAUUCACAAUGGCUUUUUCCAUGCUUUUGUGAACCUGGUGGCGCUUACACCACUGGUCGAGCGGUUUGAAGCCGAGCACGGCACGUUGACUGCUGUGGCUUUGUUUUUAGGGCCUCUUUCUACAUUCCCUGCGGGCCUCUACCUUUUGAUCGAAAAAUUUCUUUUGCAUAGAAACACCGCCGUUGUUGGCGCAAGCGUUUGGGUAUUCCUCCUCUUGGGUACCGAAGCUAUCAAGACCUUCAAGUCCCACCCGUAUUUCAGUCUUGGGAAUUACAAGAUUCCUACCUGGACAUCGCCCUUGUUUGCGUGCAUAGUUGUUUCGAUACUUAUGUCUAAUACGAGCUUCCUUGGCCAUAUGUGUGCUAUCCUUGUCGGCUAUUUGUUCGGCCUUGGUUACCUCAAGGUGUUCGUCCCUCCGGAGAAGAUUUUGAGAUGGAUUGAAGGGAAACUGAAUCUGUUGGGCCGGCUACCACAUUAUGUCUCUGUCGACCAAAAGACGUAUGGCCGAUAUGGUGUGCUCCCCACGUCGAAUACGAUGGGCGAGAGAGGGACUCCUCUGAGCUAUUUGGGAUCGUCGCAGCGUCUGGGUCCUUGA
This is a messenger RNA of Aspergillus bombycis, 813 nucleotides long. It is a transcript of the gene rbd2, whose product is annotated as rhomboid protease family protein RBD2. The record is from RefSeq and is a predicted model, not a curated record. Gene Ontology annotation, cellular component: membrane. The coding region runs from base 1 to 813 and encodes 270 amino acids. Gene Ontology annotation, molecular function: serine-type endopeptidase activity. Lineage: Eukaryota; Fungi; Ascomycota; Eurotiomycetes; Eurotiales; Aspergillaceae. The transcript is spliced from 6 exons.